Messenger RNA from Staurois parvus, 298 nucleotides. The record is from the annotation of a GenBank genome assembly. NCBI's taxonomy places the organism in Eukaryota, Metazoa, Chordata, Amphibia, Anura, Ranidae.
UCAUGAUGCUUGCUCAAUGUGCUCUUUGGCAAAUUGUAACCUCUUCAGCACGUCUUUUUUCAACAGUGGGACUUUUCGGGGGCUUCUUGCAGAUAGCUUGGCUUCACAUAGGCGUCUUCUAAUUGUAACAGUACUCACAGGUAACUUUAGACCAUCUUUGAUCUUCCUGGAGCUGAUAGUUGGCGGAGUCCUUGCCAUUUUGGCAAUUCUUCUACCCAUUCUUCUAUCCAUUCCACGUCUUUCAGGUUUUGGUUGCCAUUUUAAAGCAUUUGCGAUCAUUUUAGCUGAGCAGCCUAUC